CCUCAUUUAGUCCUAAAGCUAUAAACUGGAUCCCCAGAUCCAGAUAUUUAGUCACAUUAAGUAAGAGAUUGUUUUGAGGUUCCAACAGAAAGUAAAAGCUUGGUCAAUUACAAGGAGAAAAGUCUGCAGAAAAAGAUUUUUCUUCCAAAAACUUACCGGAAAACAAAGAUCCAGUUACAGACAUAAAAGAGGUACUCAAACAGAAGCUGGUAUAGAAAUCCUAGCAGCUGCUGGAAUCAAGAGACUAACAACAUUCCACAAUAUGGUUUCAGUGGGCUUGCAGAUGGUAGGCUAUGUCUUGUCUAUUCUUGGUCUGACUGGUACUGUAAUUGCCACAGUCAUGCCAUCCUGGAAGGUCAGCUCUUACAUAGGUGCAAGCAUUGUGACAGCUGUGGGCUUUUCCAAGGGACUUUGGAUGGAGUGUGCGUCCUUCAGCACAGGCAUUACACAAUGUGACAUUUACAAUAGCAUGCUGGGGUUAGCAGCUGAUACUCAGGCUGCUCAAGCCCUCAUGAUCACAUCAUGUGUAUUUUCUGUUCUUGCUAGCAUGUUCUCAGUGUUUGGCAUGAGGUGCACCAUUUUUUCUCAAGGAUCCCCUGGGAAAGACAAAUUGGCUGUGGCAGGAGGGGCUUUCUUCAUUCUAGGUGGAAUCCUGUCUUUGAUUCCCAUUUGCUGGAACCUUCACUCCAUUCUUCAAGAAUUCUACAAUCCACUGAUCCCUGAUGCAGUUAAGUUUGAGAUAGGACCUGCACUCUACCUGGGUAUCCUUGCAUCUAUUCUCUCUGUUUUGGGUGGUGCUAUUCUCUGUGCCUCCUGCCCACCUAAGGAGGCAGACCAUGACUUUUAUAGCAAAUACCAAGGACGAUCGCUGAUUGCAGACAAGGGAAAAAUAUCUACAAGUGUGACCAAUGCCUCAAAAAAGGAAACAAAUGGUUAUAGCCUCACAGGUUAUGUGUAAGUGGUUAUCGAAAAUGAAAAUGUUUUUAUUUUGGUCUCAUUGCUUAACUCCAAAAUCUGAAAAGCCACAUGAACAAUCUGAAAAACUUUGGUAUUCAUAAAGUGGGACAAACAGGUCACAGGUGAACAAUAUCAUGAGUGGCAACUAAUAUAACAUGGCCUGUAUUGUUUUAUUAUCUGGGAUAGAUUCAGGCACAUCUGCUGUGUCUGUCUAGAAAGGACAAUUCUGUAACUGUUCAAGAAGUGUUAUGGUAAAAUAGGGCUGCAUUUAUUGAUAACAUUGAAUUAUUCAACCAACAAUGGAUUGUGUUAAACUGAGAGUACAGAUUAAAUUUUAGACUAAAUAGUACACUUGAGGAAUUUUGUCAAACUAUAUUUUUAUGUAAAUUAUUUUCAGUUGGACUGUCAAUUUCUCUCAGUUCACAGACAGUUACUAAAUUAUAUUGUGCACUUAUUCUUACUUUUUUCCCUUGUAAUAAAGAUCAACAUUCAAUAGUGUAUAAUUAGGCUCAUGAUGCAACAGUGUGAUUUAUCUUUGUUGAUAUUACUUUGUGCUACAAACCAAUCAAUGUUAUAUAAUCAUAAAAGUGAUCACAGUCUUUGUAUAAAUAAACCAUUUUUCUUUCUAUAAACUGGUCAACAAGCAAAUUAACCAACAACACUAGCAUUAUUGUCCAGAAAAACAUUAUCUUUAUCGCUAUGCAAAUUCUGUGCAUGAAUAAUAUUGCAGUAAGCACAGUGUUCUAGUUUUAGAAAAUAGUUUAAGGGAUCGUUAUCUAAACUACUACCAGUAUAAACUAACUAUUUUUAUAAAGAUUGCCAUCUUCCACAUUCUAGUUUCAUGAUACACAUACACUGUUUAAAAUAUACAUAUUUACACUAACUUAUAUUUACUGUGUUUGGUGAUAUGUUUUAUGAAUGUAUUUUAAAAUUCUGACUAUUAGCAUUUGCAAUAUCUAGUGGUAUUUUAAACUUUGACAUUAUUGAUCCACUUUAGGCGAGACUGUCCUGUGACUAAAACAGAAUACGAGCAGCUGCUUACUUUUAGGAAGCAAUAUACAUAUAUACGCAAUAUAGACAGUUUGAUCACUUAUCAUUUUCUUUUGUGAUACUGGACAAGUUGAUUCAAGUUACUGCAUUAAUAAACAAUCUGCACAAUACAAAACGUUAUGUAAUGCAAAUAUCCAAAAUAUUCAGUCCUGCUGUGCAAUUCAGAAACCACAUGUAUGCUAUUGCAGUAACUAAACAUUUUUUCUUCAGUUCAAUAACAUGACCAUUGGAAUUAGCUUCAUAUAUACAUUUGCUAGAUGGCAUAUUCAUAUCAAUUUUCAAAUUUGGAAUUUUAAGUCUGGUCCUUGUCACAUUUUUACUUGGAUUAGCAAGCCUCCAAUUCAGAUUAAUUACAUACAUAAAGACAUUGCAAGAGAUUUACAGGAUUACAGCAACAGGAUUACAAUAAAAGUCAGUUUGUCUUCAACACUGAUUUCACCUUCUUUAAACCUUUUUUUACCAAUCUUUGCACAUUGCUCACAUCAAUUGUCACCUCACUGUACAUAUUUCUGAGCCUUAGGUGGAUCUUGGCAGCUCUUUGUUUCUGCUAGUCAUGCAGGAAGUGUUUCUCUAUCUAGUGGUGUAAAGACAUCACAUUUGAGAUAAUAGUUUUGGAGCAAAUAGCAAACAGGCGUUAAUUUAAGAUCAACUCUUUCUAUCUAUAUACAUAUAUAUAAAACAUUGGCAGGUGAAGUGGAAAACAAUGAUUAUAUUGUUACAAUGGCAGGGGUAGGAUAUAUUAGGCAGCAAGACAACAGUCAUUACUUCAAUGUUGUGUGUUGGAAUCAGUAGAAAUGGGCAAGUGAAAAGAUCUGAGUGACUUUGACAAAGGCUAAAUAGUGAUGGCUAGAUGAUUGGGUCAGAGCAUCUUCAAAACGGCAAGUCUUUUGAGGUGUUCCUCUUAUGCAGUGGUUAGUGCAUACCAAAAGUGGUACAAGGAAGGACAACCAGUGAACCAGCCUCAGAGUAAAGGCUGCAUUUAUUGAUAACAUUGAAUUAUUCAACCAACAAUGGAUUGUGUUAAACUGAGAGUACAGAUUAAAUUUUAGACUAAAUAGUACACUUGAGGAAUUUUGUCAAACUAUAUUUUUAUGUAAAUUAUUUUCAGUUGGGCUGUCAAUUUCUCUCAGUUCACAGACAGUUACUAAAUUAUAUUGUGCACUUAUUCUUACUUUUUUCCCUUGUAAUAAAGAUCAACAUUCAAUAGUGUAUAAUUAGGCUCAUGAUGCAACAGUGUGAUUUAUCUUUGUUGAUAUUACUUUGUGCUACAGACCAAUCAAUGUUAUAUAAUCAUAAAAGUGAUCACAGUCUUUGUAUAAAUAAACCAUUUUUCUUUCUAUAAACUGGUCAACAAGCAAAUUAACCAACAACACUAGCAUUAUUGUCCAGAAAAACAUUAUCUUUAUCGCUAUGCAAAUUCUGUGCAUGAAUAAUAUUGCAGUAAGCACAGUGUUCUAGUUUUAGAAAAUAGUUUAAGGGAU
Molecule: messenger RNA, 3488 nt
Organism: Pelobates cultripes (western spadefoot toad)
Lineage: Eukaryota; Metazoa; Chordata; Amphibia; Anura; Pelobatidae
Source: the annotation of a GenBank genome assembly